CUGAACUUCUGAAUCAAAAGGUUACGUUUUAAUAUGGCUUCACUACCGCCUCUUGAACCUACAAUAUCUCAACUAGAUGCACUUAGUGUAGAAAGCCUUAUCUAUGAAAAGCAACGUUUAGAAAAUUCUAUAUUUCAUUUAGUUCGAUCGAAUGAAGACAUGAAAGAAUUUGAUGAGAAUGACAAAGAAUUUCAAUUGGCAAUAAAAGAGAAUGAAGACCUUAUCGCAAGACAUCGAGAGAAGAUCAGGAUAAUUCAGGAUUUGUUAAAGAAAAGACAACAAAAUGGAAAUAAUUGUAUAACAAUCGAAAAUACAGAAACGGUACAAGUUGAGAAUACACAAGAGAACAAUAAUAACAAUGCUCCUAUCAACGUACAAAAUGAGGAAAUGGAAGAACCUGAAGAUGGAAUCUAUUUAUAAAUAGGAUUAUACCGUAAUGCAUCUAAAAUUAAAAACGUGACGGGACUCUGUUCAAGUUUAUCUUUGAUCGUGUAAAACUUAAUUACUUUAGUCUGGUUUUUUUUCCGAGAAUAACAAUUUCCACUAGCUUCGCUGUAUUUUCAUGAAUUUAAAUAAAAAGUUUAAUAUAUAUGCGAGAAUGUUCAAACACCUAAAAUAUUGAAGGAUAAAGUUUGAGUUAUCACGAAAGGAAAAUUUCGGUGGAUUUAUAGUUUAGAUAUUACCUAAUAAAUUAUCAACCAAUAAA
Rhizophagus irregularis DAOM 181602=DAOM 197198 is the source of this 706-nucleotide messenger RNA. RefSeq lists its product as uncharacterized. NCBI's taxonomy places the organism in Eukaryota, Fungi, Glomeromycota, Glomeromycetes, Glomerales, Glomeraceae. Gene Ontology annotation, molecular function: protein-macromolecule adaptor activity. The record is from RefSeq and is a predicted model, not a curated record. Gene Ontology annotation, biological process: proteasome regulatory particle assembly.